Molecule: messenger RNA, 2885 nt
Organism: Tuber aestivum (summer truffle)
Lineage: Eukaryota; Fungi; Ascomycota; Pezizomycetes; Pezizales; Tuberaceae
Source: the annotation of a GenBank genome assembly
GGUAAAUGUAUUGGAACCCGUUAGUUUGGGUCUAUUUGAGCUUUCUACGGGCGUUUUAUUAUUAUUAUUACUACCGAAUUCUCGAGUUUCUCCGAAGGUAUUAUAUUUGGAGGGAUUUGGACUGGGUGGGGUUGAUCUAUCUCGCGGGUAUCAUAACGUCUCUUCUCUCACGAACCCGAACCCGAUUCCAACGCACCCUCAACGCAUCAACCACCACGGUUUCCCACGAUUCCACCAUCUCCAUCAAUCACCUCGCUGCCAAAGUCAAACAUCGAAUCGUUCAGACCCUUUGCAGGCCCCUCGCCAUGCUCGAAAGAAUCUUUGGAAGGAAAUGGCCCGCGCCGAUCGGUAUGCUUCCGCCAUCUUUUCCCCUUCGGUCUGUAUCUCCCCACUGACGCCGGAUGUGAUGAUUAGCUAAGCCGAUGGCACCUUUCUAUGUUGCCGGUACAUAAACUUCUCUAAUCGGGAGAGUCCAAAUCCAGAAUUUCUGGCUAACCUGUGCAGGUGUGAUCGUUUUCUACGGAGUUAACAGUCUUUCCAAUUUCCUCGCCAACAGUAUGUUUUUUUAAUUUUUUUCUUCCUCUCCGAUCUAUCCCUCUGCCCCGUAUUUUUCUUUUUUAUAUGUGGAAAUUACUGUGCUUGGAGGAUUCUGGGAGGGGUUUGUGAAGGUAUGCGUCGUACCAUGACUUACAAAGCGCAGCCGAUGAGUUUAGAAAUGACCCUCGCAAUCCUAACGCCAGAACCAACCCCCCCGGAAAUGCUGGACAUCAUUAGAACCUUUCCGCUAUUUCCUCUAGAAAAGCAUAGAUGUACCGAGCGGUGGAAAGCGGAUGUGACGGGCUGGAUAGGGGAUGGAUGGGAUGGGGUUCUGAAAUGUAGUAUUGGCAGGCUUGUAUCAUUGAAAUAUCAAUACGGGUACCGAUACCUCUACAGUCGCCCGCGCUAGCGCACAGUAUAAUUUUGUGGUUCAUGAGACGGAAGCCGGAGGUCUCAGGCGGCUUGCCACGAUGACGGGUUUGUGUCACGGUGUUGCGGUGGAGAUGAGCCGUCGGCGGCGGUGGUGGCAAUUCUCUUGAGGAUGGGGGGGUGGGGGGAAGAGGGCCCGGACGAGGGACGAGGGAUUUCUCCUGCUAACUAGCGGAUGAGAUGGGCGCUGGGAGAUGACUUGGCGCUUCCCGAUCAAACAGUCGUUUUGUAAGGAGGGCAGCAUACGAGUACGGUGCCGGUCUUGCGGUAGUGCAGGAGGGACAUUGUCCAGUAUGAUACGAGUUCUCGAGUAUCCUGUCGUCCUUUUUUUCUUUUCUUUUCUCUCCCCCCUCGCUACACCAUUUUUUCUCACUCAGCACUGCCUUCUCCGAGGUAGGCACAGCAGGUUUGGUCAGUUUAUCCAUAAUGCAUGAGAGGAUCACCACAACGUUAUCACAAAGCAUAUGAUUGGCGGUAGGGUUCAGUUUGUUUGGUUUGGUUUUGGUUGGUUUUCUUAGUUGCCUGGCCCUUUUGGUGGUUGGCAUGAAGGCGUAGGGUAGGGGCACUGUAGGGUACAGUACAGUAAGUUACGGUUGUUCAACGUAGGAGUUACAUCCACCCUCCCUAGGGGGAAGAGAGCCCAGCCCGGUCCAGCCUUGCCCCGUUGCCAUCUGACUGUUUUUGGCCCGCCUUUCGCUGUAACAACCCAGCUGCGCCUAUUUAAGUUCCGCCCCUCCGCCCUCCGACCUUAACCCCUUCUCUCUUCCCAUCAAGAACGAACACUGCUCCAUCCACCUUCUCUCUUCUCUCGCUCUCCCUGCCAACACACAAGCUCCCUCCACCAACACCAACACUCUAGCUCAACUCCCAAACCACCACCGCUCCGAAGCACCCAAAUACAGCUUUCCCCCGUACCCAACCCCCCUCGAAGUCUGUUUAUGUCCAUCGAAAAUCUCAAGGUUAAUGGUGAGCCUUUUUUUUUCUCUUCCCUUCCCGAGUUGUCGCCACAUGAGCGCCUUCUUGGAGAGUUUGUCCUGGAGGCACAACACCAGUCACCUUCCAGAUUGAUCGAUACCAUUAGCCGAUCCGGUACAUGGGCUUUCUGCAGGAUGCCUCUUGCUCGUCUAGGUUGUCUUUGAGAGCUAACAAGUUUUUUUUUCGCUUUCUUCCUCUUAGAUCCUUUCGCCGACGACGUUGGUGAUACUCAGCCCAAGAAUUACGUCCAUAUUCGCAUCCAACGUGAGUACCCUUCUUUUUCCUUUUUUUUUUUUUCUUCCCCCUUUUUGCGGGAAAAAAUGCACUCGGUUCUGCACGUUUUGCUGACUCAUUUCUCGCAGAGCGCAACGGUCGCAAGACGUUGACGACUGUCCAGGGGUUGCCCAAAGAGUACAAUCCUAAAGCUCUCUUGAAAGCUUUCAAGAAGGAAUAUGGUGAUUAUUUCUCCUUCCCCACCCUUUUGUUCGACUCGGCACUCUGCCCGUCCGUCUUGCAUGUCGUUUAGGCAGGGCAUGGGUGUUGUUACCCCUUAGCUGUUUUGAGAUUACGGAAGCGCUGACCUUGUGUCACCCUUUACCCUUGCAGCUUGCAAUGGCACCAUCAUUCAGGAUAAGGACAUGGGGGAGGUGAUCCAGCUUCAGGGCGAUCAUCGCACAAAGGUUAUGGACUUCCUUACCGAUAAAGGAAGCGACAAGAUGGGCAAGUACGCGCUUGCCAAAGAGAAUAUCAAGGUGAGUCAUUUUUUGCCGGAACCAUUUCCGUCAGUCUUGCUGGAGGCUCUGCUCACGCUAUGUUUAGAUCCACGGAUUUUGAGCCCCGCGUCUCCAGCUCCUCCUCAGGACCCUUUGCUUUGGUUUUUUUUUGAGGAGUACUUUAGCGCUGGAAGACAUGUUGCGGGGUUGAUUACGGGUGUGGGUGCUUGA